This is a messenger RNA of Larimichthys crocea (large yellow croaker), 2101 nucleotides long. It is a transcript of the gene gpatch4, whose product is annotated as G patch domain containing 4. Bases 150 to 1382 code for a protein of 410 amino acids. The record is from RefSeq and is a predicted model, not a curated record. The transcript has 8 exons. Gene Ontology annotation, cellular component: nucleolus. Gene Ontology annotation, molecular function: nucleic acid binding. NCBI's taxonomy places the organism in Eukaryota, Metazoa, Chordata, Actinopteri, Sciaenidae.
AAGGCGGGAGCCACGGUGACGUGUUUCCGGUGUCAUGUCGGCCCUCAGCUGCAGCCACAUGUCUGUCUGUUUAAACGUGUUUUUAAAGGUUUUCCUCCUCAGCUGUUCUUUAAUGAUCCAGGUUUGACGAAGCAAGACAAAGUCAAAAGAUGGCAGAAGUUGUUCAAGAGAAGAGUCGUGGCUUGAAGUUUGCGGAGCAGCAACUCCUGCGUCACGGCUGGGAACACGGUAAAGGACUGGGGCGAGCUGAGAACGGCAUAUCAGAAGCUAUCAAGGUCAAAGUGAAAUGCGACAAAGGAGGAGUCGGCCAUAAAGAAGGGGAUCAGUUCACCUUCCACUGGUGGGAUCACGUCUUCAAUAAGGCCUCUUCCAGUCUGCAGGUGGAAUCUGAUCAGAAUGGCAUUCAGCUGAAGAGGACGGUGGAGGAAGAUGAAGAGGAUGGGAUGAUCUCCAAUAAAAGGCCGCGGAAAGCCGCGCUGGCUAAAGCCAAACUUUAUGGAUGCUUUGUCAAGUCGGCCACACUGCUGUCUGGUCAGGAGCAGCCGGAGCCGAAGGCUUCCAACUCAGACGACAGCAGUAGCUCAGACGAGGAGGAGGAAGACAAGAAACUGGAUCUCUCCAGCACCAUCAACCUUUCUGAUAAUGACCUAAUGAAGGCCUGUGGAGGACGCACGGCUCACAAAGGAGCCAGGCACGGCUUGACCAUGAGCGCCAAGUUAGCCAGGCUAGAGCAGCAGGAGGCCGAGUUCAUGGCCAAGUACAGCAAGAAGAGCCAGCCAGCAACUCCACCAACCUGCCAGUCAGCUGAGCCGAGAGCUGAGAGGCGGGAGGAGACGGACGAGGACUCUCAGAGGAAAAAGAGGAAAAAGAAAAGAUCUACUGGACGCAUCGACGAGGUUGAUGUUGAUGACGCGUCUGAACGUUCGGAAACGAAACCCAAAAAGAAGAAAAAGAAAGCCAGUGAGGACGCCGUGACCUGUGUGGAGAACGGUGAAGCAGACCAUUCACACAAGACAAAGAGGAAACAUAAGAACAAUGAAGAGGAAGAGAGAGUGACUUCACCUGCGACAGAGAGUCCGGAGGAGACUGCUGAGCUGCACACUGACACACAAGUGAAGAAGAAGAAGAAGAAGAAGAAAAAGAAAUCCUCUAAACAUGCCAGUGAGCCUGCAGAGGAAGAGCAGUGUAACGAAACAGAGUCCAGCCAGUCGGAGCCGGUUCAGGACCGCGCUCCAAAAACCAAGAAGAACAAAUCUGCUGUUUUGUUUGAGGAAGUAAAGCAGAAAAGGAAAAAAUGCAAAAAGGACAAAAGUUCAAUAGAUGACAGUUUAAACAAUGAGGUGCUUCCUGCAAAGAAGAAAAAGAAGAAAUCCAAAGAGUAGUGUUUGAUGAAACGCUUCGGAAGUUGAUGAACAGGUUUAAAUUGCUGUUUAGAGGAACUUACAUCAGCCAGACAUCGACUAAAUGGAGGAGGUGCUCUCUGAUUUGACAUUUGACCUGUAAAUGAAUUGAGAUGUCUUCUGUUGUUUGGAGAAUGUAUUUAAUUAGUAAAUCAAACCAGUUACAAGAUGAUGACAUCCAACUCUUGUGCCUCUUCUGCCUGUUAAACAACCUCACGUGUGUCAUGAAAUAGAUUUUUCUUAGUCGACAUCUGAACUGUUGAACUUCGGGUUUGCGGAUUUUCAAGUGACUGAAUAAACCGUGUCUGUUUUGAUGUUUGGUGGCGAUGUAAACCUUUUUAAAGAAUGUUCCAACAUGAAAUGUGUUGCUGAUUCAGCUCAGCUCUUUUAGUCUGAUGCCAAACUCUCUCUGCUGAUACAGUGCAACCCAAACCAAAAGUCCAAAAAUCAAGUCAGUGUUGACAUUUUUCGAUUGGGACAUCUCAUAUGAAUAGAUGUGGUGCCGAUUUAACUUGCCUUUAAUGCCCAAAUAAUGUGGAUUAAGCCUUUAAGUGGAAAACUUGAAUCAAACGUCAAGAAAUGAGUGUAGUUUCAUUAUUUUAAUAAAAGGAGGAAAGAGACAGAAGUUCACAUGAUUAUAGAAGUACUGUUAUUGCAUGAAAUCCUGAAUUUUAUAUGCAAAUUAAACGUGGCACAUCAAA